AAAAAAAAAAGAGAGAGAUAGGACUCAUAGGAGAUUGGUUCGAACUCGGAGUAAAGAAGUUUCAACAGUCAAAACCCUAGUCUUCUACCACUACCAAAAACCCAUCAUCGAUUCAUCUUCUCUGAUGGCUUCUCGUGGAAAUCGCAAACGGAAACGUGGCUCUGUCGAAGAACGUAUUGACCUUAUCCAUGUCACGCUCAGAGUUGCUAAUAUUGGCAACAGGACUGCAUACAUGAGGGACUUGAAAGAAUACUUGGAAGCGAUGGAUGAUCUCCAAACACUACUAGAUUCUGGUUUAGACUACGGUAUGCUUGCGGCUGGAUCUAUAAUAGAAGAUAUACUAAUGCAUCUUAAAGGGCCAUCUGUUAUGAUGCGUAGGCUUUGCUGCAAAACCCUUGCGCAGAUCGACUGGGGCCCAAAGGAGGAGGAGGAGCAACAUAAACGAUGUAUUUGUGGUUCCGGCGUGAUUAAGGACCUCAUGAACAUUCUGGAAAUGUGUCAACGUCAGGAAUCCUCCUCAGCAGUUCUUGAUACCAAAACAAUUUGCGUGGUGAUGAACGCAAUUGCUUGUCUAAUUGAUUGCCCUGGGGGCAUUAAAAUAGAUGAUCGAAUUCCUUUGGUUCACUGGUUUUUUGCAAAAUCAAAUUUUGAAGUGAAAACAUCUUCACUCCAUGCUCUAAGAUAUCUCUGCUUUCAUAAUGAAGAAAAUGCUAUGGAGAUUAGUAGGGUUGCACCAAAGAUUAUGCUGUCUUUAGCAGACAUGUUGGUGUGCAAAGAUGAAAAAAUUUGUCAUUCUGUUCUUCAGUUGAUUUUCAGUUUAGCGGUUUCUGCUCCUGCUUUAGUAGAUCACAUGGAUUUCCCAACUGAUAUGGUCCUUACAUCCGUUCUUAAGAUAAUCAGAAAGGAGAACGAAAACUUGGUUGUUUUGGGACUGUGUAUCCUUUGUACGAUUGUCAUUCGGAAGGGCAAAUACAAGGUUGCACUUGCUCAACUUGGUGUAAUACCAAUUUUGAUGCAAACGGUUCAAUCGGAUAACGAACAAAUCAAACUAUAUACUGUCGGGUUAUUGCAUGAGUUAGGCAAGGAUUUUCAUAACCAAGUGGCCAUGGUUGAUGAGGACUGUUUACCAAAAAUUUUCGAUCUGUUCAACAUUCAACAUCAGGGUAUGCGGAAAGCAGUUCGUGGGCUUCUCUUCAAUUUUGUCAACAAUAAGGUUGUAAUAUCCCAGUUCAUCACUGGAGGCUGGUUUGAAACAAUUUUGGAACUGAAAGGAGGCACUUUUGGUUAUUAUGAUGAUGAUCCUAGUGAGGCUGCAAAAAUUAUCAAAAAGCUGGCGAAGAAUCACCAUCAUGUGCGUGGAGAAUUAUUAAAUUUAAUGAGAGAGUCAAGUCAGCUGGAGAAAGUGAGAAUUGCGGUGGCACUUGCCCACUUUAGCAAAGUACCAAAGCAUUUCAAACUAAUAUUUCGUGAUAAUGGAGGUCUAGACUUUCUUGUUUACAGCCUUCUUGAUGCUUCGAACAAAGAACAUGUGGCUGUAGCUUUAUGCAAAUUAACAAAUAAAUUUUUGCUUGUUGAAAAAAAAACAAAUAAAGUUUUGCAAGAUGUUCCUAUUGAGCCAAAUUUGCAAGUGGAUAAUGUGAAGAAAUGUUAUGAGCAUUCCAGAGCGAAGUCUGACAGAAGACUUUCUGCGGAAUGCAUUAUUUUUACGAUAAGGAACUUUCAAGAGGUUCUUCUCAGGGAUGGUCUGUUUGCUGAUGAGAUGGUUGGAGAGAUCCGAUCUUACUUGCGGAACUUGCUGAAGCGCAUCUAAGUAUCUAAAUGGAUGAGAAUAUGAAACAUUAACUUGGUGUACGAUUGGAUUCACACUGAGUUUAAGAUAAUUGGAGAGAUCCGAUCUUACUUGCGGAACUUGCUGAAGCGCAUCUAAGUAUCUAAAUGGAUGAGAAUAUGAAACAUUAACUUGGUGUACGAUUGGAUUCACACUGAGUUUAAGAUAAUCACGAGUCAUUCAAUAUGUUGACUUUUUGACUCAAUUAUAUUUUUAACCCUCUACUAUGACUGAUGUGAAUUUCACUCUCCAUCACUUUUUUAUUUUUUAUUUAUUUAGAGUUUUUAGAUUCUUGUAGCUAAUCUAUUGGAGGUCCUUUGACUCAAGAAAAAUGAGUAGAGUUAAUUGACCAAAAGAAAGAAAAAACUUUAGGUGCAAUUAUUGUAUGUGGUCUGAAUUAGGCCUCACCAAAAAUAUAAUUAGUUCUAAUUUCUUUAA
This is a messenger RNA of Medicago truncatula (barrel medic), 2266 nucleotides long. RefSeq lists its product as uncharacterized. The transcript is spliced from 13 exons. The record is from RefSeq and is a predicted model, not a curated record. Lineage: Eukaryota; Viridiplantae; Streptophyta; Magnoliopsida; Fabales; Fabaceae. The coding region runs from base 125 to 1810 and encodes 561 amino acids.